GCCCAGGUAAACCGUUCGGCAUGGAUCCCAACACGACUCUUUAUACCUUCAUGCUGCGAACACCCCCUUCGGUUAAAACUGUCAACUUGAUUGGAUCCUGGGACAACUUCACUAGAGGCUAUACAAUGGAACGCGACAGCCGACGAGACCGCGGCCAAUGGAAAGGUUGCUAUGCCUUCAAGGACAUCACUUGCGAAGGUGACGCCGGCAGCGUCCCAAAGCGGAACGGAGGGCUCAAGAUGGGCCACACAUACUAUUAUUACUAUGAACUGGAUGGAGCCUGCGAGACACAUGACCCAUCGCAGCCAUCAACAAAUACCUGCCCAUAUCUUCCUGGCCAGACCGUCAACACGCUCUACAUCCCCGUCGAACAAUCAGGCCGGAAGCGGAGCGCGUCCAUGACCUCGCUGAACGAGGCCGACUUCAAGACGAUGGACCCGACGAGCAAGUUCGUAACCCCGCGGCCAGCGCCGACGCCUCCGGAGCCGGUCCGCCGGCUGGGGUCUGCGCCCCUCUGGAUGCAGCAGCACCAAAAACGCCCGUCCAGGUCACCUUCACCAAGCUCGCGCUGGCACUUCUCGACAGCUCGGAAGCUCUUCAGCCGCAAGCCGAGCUCAUGCUCGCUUAGGGAUGUCAUCACUCAGGCUCCGCAGGCCGAAGACGAGAGGAGCCUCAGGUCGGAGGGGAACCGGUCAAGGGACAUGUCACCCGAGUCGCUGCGCAGAUUUCUGGUGGACGACGCCGCUCCCGCGGAGGCCGAACACGAGGACAACAGCCGGCCGGCGAUCGAUAUCCCGGAGGACAUUGCCGAAGAGAACGAGGACGACGACAACUUUGCCACUUCGGCCGUCUCGGAAACCAUGCCGUUCACCGGCCUAUCACCUCCCCCGCCGCGGUCUCUCUCCCCUGCGGGGUCCACCAUCUCAACCCUGAACAAGAAAAAGGAGGAGGCUGUGCCGCCCGGAGCCCAGAACUCGCACACGGCCGUUCCAUCCGCGCCAACACGCCAGCCACCGCUCCUGCCGACCAUCUCGACCGCCCGAGCCUACGUGCCCCACCCCGGCGAGUUCCCUCUCUCGGCCUUGGCCUGCCAGCCCUUCCCGGACUCCCCCGACUCCGGCUCCCCGCCCGGCUUCUGCCUCUCCGAAGCGGAGGAGGAGGAGGAGGAGGAGGAGGACCUCGACGUGGACAUGGACAUGGACAUGGCCGAGAAAGGCCGCGACGGCGCCCUCGCCUCCUCCACUGCUGGCGCUGUUGGUCAUCCCAAGAGCCCCCUUGUCGCGCGAAACAUCGCCGCCACCCUGUCGACGUACUCGCUCCCGCGCACUGCGGGCACGGAUGCGGGCAAGCUGGUCGCGGCGGUCGGUGGUACCGGCAGCACCGGCACCGGCACCGGCACCGGCGAUGCCACCACCACCACCACCAACAUUCCACCCGUCUCCUCGAACGACGAACGGUUGGCAUCGUCUACUGCUGCCGACGCGGUAUCUGGCCCCUUGCUGCUUACGAGCCCAAUCCCGGAUGCCGGGCUGGAGGAUCUAGUCACCGAGUUGGGCUGGAUGGUGGAGACUAUUGGGCGGUUUUGACCAACCCUAGUUUCCAGUUCCAUCCUUUUCAUCUUUUUAUUUUUUUUCUGGGUUUCUAUUCACCCUGGAUCUGGCUUCUCUAUGUUCUUGGAGUUCACGCAAGCGGGAUACAGGACUGCUUAAAAAAUUAGAUUCCCACUGGCCUUGCUGGGUUAGGCGUUUUUGGGUUAUUGCAUACAUUGAGCGAGGGGCCUAGGGCGCGGAUUUGGAUAGAUACCUUGGCCCUUUUGAUUGUAUCAUAUGUUAUACUCUGGUGGCUUAUAUUAGUGGGGAAGGAAUGGGCCGGAGCUGACUUGCUUUGGGGACCAUGUGGGAGGAGGGAGGAUCAUGUAUUUUGGAUUGGGAAAACUGGCUCGGCUCUGGCCAAGAUGACCUGGUGGGAAAGGGGUGACAACGGUGGAGGAUAACUAAUGAGAAUGAAGAGGGAUGAGUGUCAUGGGUGAAUGUGAUGGUUGCUUCGGUGAUGAUUGCCCCGCAAUCGGGUGGUUGGAAAACAACAAGAGAGAAGAAAGGAUGAGGGGAUGUUCAAUGCGCUGGAUCUCCGGACACUCUGUGUCCGGUGAUAGAGCCUGCUCGAAUCGAACUCUUGACGCCCCG
Molecule: messenger RNA, 2183 nt
Organism: Thermothelomyces thermophilus ATCC 42464
Lineage: Eukaryota; Fungi; Ascomycota; Sordariomycetes; Sordariales; Chaetomiaceae
Exons: 3
Coding region: 21-1586 (521 amino acids)
Source: RefSeq, a predicted model, not a curated record